AUGCCACCACAGAUGCCUUCAUGGUGGCGGAGGUCAGCGCACAGAUCUUUAAUACCAGUCCCAAAGUGGCUGCUUGGCCUGCUGUGUAUAGCAGCGACGCUGCCCUCGGCUGUGACGUUUCUCUGCAGGCCCGCCGUCAUUGGGUCGGAUGCCGGUAGAAGCAGUGGCCGCACACAGCUUGCAGCGACUGCGGCUCCCAUUGCAAGGAGAAAGAAAGGUUCAGCACUUGUGAAGCGAAUACCGCCGCCUUCCGUGAAAGUCACCAAGCUGGCGAAAGGUGAGAGAUAUAGAGGGUACAUCAAUCCGAAACUCAAAGCUCUAGUUGCAGCACCCGAGUACCGGAAGGUCGUGGAUCUGUUGUUCAAGUUGGAAAACGAGAACAAGCUCGACAUUCUUCUCGCGAACGCUCAGGACUAUUGGCUGGGCCUCAACAUCUACGAGGCCUCCAGGUUGGAGCGGGAGCAGGGACGCAAAGCUGUCUCGAAGAUCAUUCGAAGAGACUGGUCCAGGAUCUGGCCAAAGGAGUUAGAAGACUCCAGGCUGGAAGCCUAUGAUCUCUUCAGCGCAUUUUGGCGGAGAGUUGAGCAGAGCCAGAUCAUUGACACGAUGAUCGGCGAAGUUCUCCCAGAUCUAAAGCGGGGCUAUGACAGUGUCAUGGAUCGCGAGGGUCAAGACAGGCUCCUGUCACUGUCGGAAACAGGACGAUUGGAGGAGUUCCAAAGCCGCUUCAACGACUCCACGACAGCUGACCAGUAUCGCAUCCUCGCCGAGAACGACACCGCCAUACCUGUGCUGUCCGAAAAGUUGCUACCUUUCUUCGUUCGGGGGAUGGACGACUUCGAGUACAAGAUUGCCAACACUCCGGUAGCGUUGCCGGGCUGGGCAGAUAUCAUUGUUGGCUCCGUCGUGGUCCUGGGCUUCGUUCUUGUUUUAGCACUGAGUGGGGAGCUCCAGCUUCCAUCCAUGGACGAGCAGUUCACGCUUGAGCGCUCUGCGCCAAAAAAGAUCAUCGUGCCGGUCAUACCAAAUGGACCCGGAGCGCAACCCGGGCUGGCCAAAACUGCGGUGCAGACAACGGCGUAG
Molecule: messenger RNA, 1083 nt
Organism: Symbiodinium sp. CCMP2456
Lineage: Eukaryota; Dinophyceae; Suessiales; Symbiodiniaceae
Source: the annotation of a GenBank genome assembly